Messenger RNA from Podospora pseudopauciseta, 1893 nucleotides. RefSeq lists its product as uncharacterized. The record is from RefSeq and is a predicted model, not a curated record. Lineage: Eukaryota; Fungi; Ascomycota; Sordariomycetes; Sordariales; Podosporaceae.
CUUCUUUUCAUUCCUUGAACCCUCACCAGAUCUGUUCACAUUCUCUUCCCAUCUUCACCCACCACCAUCACUACCUUCACUUGCUUCUUAGCAGAUUCGACAACUCCUCAUUUCGGCUCUAUUUCAUCGUCUUCUGUCUUUCCGCCAGCUUAUUCUAACUACCGUCUUCAUUCUGGAUUCGCUUCUUUAUUGACAAUCCGGGUCUCAACACGGCUCGACACGCCUUCAAUCUUUGAAUUACGCCUUCAACUCAAAAGCAAAGUCCUCAUCUUUUAAAUCCCAUGCUUUCGGUCUAAAUAGCGUGGGGUCUGCUAUAUUGAAUAUAUUGUUUUACGCCUUCCCCAAGCGACACGCCCUCUACACAUACGCACUUCCCACUCCAAAGACACCAAAGCCACCAUCACUCUUCACGGCUCAUCUCAACGACGCCAAAUCUAUUCUGCUCUUUCAAAGAGACCACGCCUCCAUCCCAAAGACAUCACUUUUCUUAUCAUAUUGAUACCCGCGAACACAUUCAACCUCACUCGACAGUUCCUGUUCAUUUUCUACCUGGACCUGGUAGAGUCCAUCGUCGAACAUUGUCCGGUUCCCUCUCCAAUACUACCAACCUGGAACUCGGCGCACCAAUCUCAGCAGCUCACAGUGACCUCACCCAAGAUCAACAUGUGGCUUGAAAGAGCCCGAGGUGAAUUGACAAGGAGCGAACUUGUCGAACUUCUUACGGCUAUCGGAAAGCAUCUUGCCGAUCAUAGAGAGCAACCGGGAAUCCACACACUGUUGGAGGGCGCCUCACCCCGGACAGACAAGAACACCGACCUUGCCUCCCUUCUCUGUAUGCUGUGUUUGGAAAUCGGGAAAACUAACCCCUUCAAGUAUAAAGCCGAUCUUGUCACACAUUUGCUCAAUUUUCACCUCAAGAACCACUGUCAGUGGGAGUGCCCCCAGAGCGGCUGCGGCAAGCCGUUUGACUCCACUCAUGGGAUGAAAGAACAUCUGAAGGAGGCUGGCCAUGAAACGAUUCACUGUGGGAAACUGGAAGACUUACUGGAAGACUUACUGGAAGACUGCAAAACUGCAUUAUGCCCACAGGUAGUCUUUGCAUGUGGUGCAAAGGUUUGCAGGGAGGUCUUUAUAGUAUCCGACCCCUCCGAACCUGCAAGAAUUGCUGCAACCGCUAAAGACUACUGCAAGCACAUCGCCAACCACAUCGUCGUAGUGGCCUUUUUCGAAUCGUUUCCGGAAUCUGAUGCGCCAAGAUGGUGUGAUGAGGCCUUCACGGCUCGGGGCAACAACGUGGAACACUUCAAUUGGCAGCCGCAUACCUCAUUCGUGUUGAGGAAGGUGUUGGAGACUCGCCAUUUCAAUGCUCAGGAUAUUGAACUUUACUCGCAGGCCUCUGAGACCCCGACUGGAGUGGCUUCACUACCGGCAUCCAGUCAUGUUGAGUUUGUGGCUGCUCAAAAUGAGAUGGGCCGAUCGCUUACAGGCAUCAAGGGCAAUCUAGAAGGCUAUCCUCUGGGCGUUAGUGCCAGCUUUGUUUCUGGCCAGACCGCGGUUCCCGCUGGACAUGGUCAACUGUACAUCAACUAUCCCCCAACCUCCCAGCAGCCUUCUACAACUCGGCCGACUUCCUUGAUGGGUGACAUGCAUACACCUCAUGAGCCACUAUUUGGGAUCGACGACCCUCUUAAUGGCCUUCCCCUGGCCGGCACGGGCAGCUUAUUUUCUGCCGGUCAAACUGCUGGUGCGUUUGGAAUGCGCAACAACGAUCCCUCGGCCUCCCAGCAGGCUUAUACAUCUCGGCCGGAUCUAGUGGUGGAUGAAUAUGAUGCAUCCCAUGAAGUGGAUCAAGAGGACACUCCAGUUUGGACAAGGAACACCUACGACCACUGA